UUGCGUCAAGGAAAGACGAUUAGCACAAUCCAUCGCGAUAGCGCGGCCAGUGCCUCUAGUCACAGUGAAAACGUGAUCGACUGCGGAGCUGGUAACGAUCUCGGUUUCUGUGCCACUUCGGACAAAUACCCAAGGAGUGUUGUUGACGACACGAUGCAUAGAUGCCACGACCAAGUGAACCUCAUGUAUGCUGAAGUUCCCGAAGAUUACGAGGCUUUAGGAGACAGCCAUCAACCUGCUGGCGUAGGUCCUGGACAAGAAGGAAACAGCACCGGCAAAAAUCUAUUGCCUUGGUCAUGGUCAGCAUACCGGAAGGAAUCUGCUUGUGAAUCAGAACUUCGUUUCAUCCAGCCGCAUGUGGCACAGGAUCGUCUGGGUCGUUGGCGGAUUAUCAUCCAAACACCGGAAUUCCCUCAGCGGGUGGCCAUUGAUGUCUGUCGCAGGGUCGAUGAUGUUUGCAAAGUUUUCACCGACUGUGGCCGCAAAUCUCGCUGCGUCCAGCGCUACAGCUACCAGCCCCUCAUCUCGUUGGACCAGGACAAAAGACAAGCAGGCCAGUGUCCUUCAAUGGCCAUCUUUCGCUUCCCAACUAGCUGUGUUUGUCACGUUGAAGUUGACAAAAGAUCGCAAACACCGAGCAAAUCAAACCGCCGUAAUUCGGUUGCUAAUCGCCGACCUUAGCUUUUUUUGUUUUGAUUUUUUUUUUCAGCGGCGCAAUUCUUUAUUCAAAUUCUUCUUUGUUUUACAUUUUAAAUGCCUUUUUUUCCCCCAAAAGAUUCUGUCUUUGACUGUGAUAGCCGUCCAGCUUCUAUGAUAUAAAUAAUAAAAUCAACAUUUAUUUGUCUUCACCAUACUAACAAAAUACAUCGACUCUUUCUCACAUUGCUGAUAUUUGAAAAGGAUAUUCGAAUUUUUUGUGCACAGUUAUAUCAUUGAUUAUUCAUUAUUUUGGUAUCGUGUUAUUUCCUGCGUAGAUGUAUCGCAUACUGAAUCUAUUUCCAAUCGCCCCAAGUCAUUUGUUCGAUUUUAUAUACAUCACAUCGCAUGGAAAUUUUUUCGACACUGAAACAUUGUCAACGUCAAAAUAAUAUUUUAAAAAUAUAUAUGCAAAAAAGGGGGGGAGGGAGAGAAAGAAAAGAUUUUUGAUUGAAUUGGAUUUCGAUUUCGCACCAAUUGCUUUUUACCUCUCGGCUAUUCAGUUUUUUUGUUUUUUUUUUUUUUUUCGCAAAUUCAGAGAGCGAUGUCGCUCCCAAGAUUUGAAUCUAUCAUUUUGGAAUUGAUAUUACGCAACAAAAAGGAUUGCAUUUUUUUUUCUUUUGUGCUCUCUACUUAACAUGUUAGACAGCAAAAAAUUUGAAUAAUUAUUAUACGCUGUACAUAUAUCCUCGUGACACUAACACUCACCCCAAAAAUAACAUUCAACAUCUAUAUGAUGAACCGAUUUGCAUCUAUUUUAUCCGUUCGAUUUAAAAUAUACACCUCAUUAUUUUCCAAUC
Daphnia magna is the source of this 1496-nucleotide messenger RNA. Its product is annotated as neurotrophin 1. The record is from RefSeq and is a predicted model, not a curated record. Gene Ontology annotation, cellular component: extracellular region. The transcript has 2 exons. The coding region runs from base 154 to 681 and encodes 175 amino acids. Lineage: Eukaryota; Metazoa; Arthropoda; Branchiopoda; Diplostraca; Daphniidae. Gene Ontology annotation, biological process: regulation of Toll signaling pathway; innate immune response; central nervous system formation. Gene Ontology annotation, molecular function: growth factor activity; Toll binding.